AGGUCUAGACCUGCUGAGAGGAGAACAUUAAUUCCAAAUUAUUUGAAAUUAAAUAAUCUGUGUUAAAAUGUACACAAUUAAGCUCUUCCUUCUUAUUGCUCCUCUAGUGAUUUCUUCUACAAUUGAACGAGAUUAUUUACCACUUGAUUCUGUCUCUUCAGAACCAAAAUCAAGAUUUGCUAUGUUGGAUGAUGUAAAAAUUUUAGCCAAUGGCCUCCUUCAGUUGGGGCACGGUCUUAAAGACUUUGUCCAUAAGACUAAGGGCCAAAUUAAUGACAUAUUUCAAAAACUGAACAUAUUUGAUCAGUCUUUUUAUGAUCUGUCACAGCAAGCCAGUGAAAUCAAACAAGAAGAAAAGGAACUUAGAAGAACUACAUCCAAACUCCAAGCCAAGAAUGAAGAGGUGAAGAACAUGUCACUUGAACUCAACUCAAAACUUGAAGACCUCCUAGAAGAAAAGAUUCUACUUCAAGAAAAAAUGAGAUACUUGGAGGAACAAUUAACUAAAUUUAUUAAAAAUCAACCGGAAACCCAGGAACAUCCAGAGGUAACUUCUCUGAAAACUUUUGUAGAACAGCAAGAUAAUAACAUCAAAGACCUUCUUCAGUCUGUGGAAGAGCAAUACAGACAACUAAACCAACAGAACCGUCAAAUAAAAGAAAUAGAAGAGCAGUUAAGAAGAAUAGAUACUCAAGGACUCUCAGAAAAUUCUAUUUCUCCUAAAUCAAGAGCACCAAGAGCUGCUCUUGCUCUCCACUUGAAUGAAACAAAAGAUGCAGAAUGUAAUGAUAUCCCUGCUGACUGCACUACCAUUUUUAACAGAGGUGAACGUCCAAGUGGCAUCUACUCCAUUAGAGCCGGCAACUCUCAGAUGUUUAAUGUCUACUGUGAUGUUACAUCAGGCACUUCAUGGACGCUAAUUCAGCGCCGAACAGAUGGGUCGCAAAACUUCAAUGAAACUUGGGAGAACUAUAAACGUGGCUUUGGGAGACUGGAGGGAGAAUUUUGGUUGGGUCUAGAGAAGAUAUACUCUAUAGUGCAGCAGUCUACUUACAUUUUACGAAUUGAACUAGAAGACUGGGAAGACAACAAAUUUUACCUUGAAUAUUCUUUUCAUUUGGGAAAUCAUGAAACUAACUAUAGGUUACAACUAGUUGAGAUUACUGGCAAUGUCACCAACGCCUUCCUAGAAAAAGAUUUGGUGUUUUCUACUUGGGAUCACAAAGCAGAGGGACAAACCGGCUGCACAGAAAGUUACUCAGGAGGCUGGUGGUGGCGUGACGUGUGUGGAGAAAACAGUCUAAAUGGUAAAUAUAGCAAGUCAAGAGCAAAGUCAAAGGCAGAGGAAAGAGGAGGAAUUUGUUGGAAGACUCAAGAUGGAAAGCUCUACUCUAUCAAGUCAACCAAAAUGAUGAUCCAUCCAAGAGAUUCCGGAAAGCACCGAAUGAACAGAGGAAAUUCUAGAAAACCGAUAAACUGA
This is a messenger RNA of Erinaceus europaeus (western European hedgehog), 1480 nucleotides long. It is a transcript of the gene ANGPTL3, whose product is annotated as angiopoietin like 3. The record is from RefSeq and is a predicted model, not a curated record. NCBI's taxonomy places the organism in Eukaryota, Metazoa, Chordata, Mammalia, Eulipotyphla, Erinaceidae. Bases 68 to 1480 code for a protein of 470 amino acids. Gene Ontology annotation, biological process: phospholipid homeostasis; triglyceride homeostasis; phospholipid catabolic process. The transcript has 7 exons.